Molecule: messenger RNA, 1149 nt
Organism: Tetranychus urticae (two-spotted spider mite)
Lineage: Eukaryota; Metazoa; Arthropoda; Arachnida; Trombidiformes; Tetranychidae
Source: RefSeq, a predicted model, not a curated record
AUGUUUAUCAAAUUACUGCCCAACAAUAACUGCAUGUCCUUGAAAAUUUACGUGUUCGAUAAUUUACCGCACAGGUUAAUGCUUGGAACAAAUUUCCUGUACCAAGCUGAAAUAAAUUUUCAGUUCAAUAAAGACAAAUCUUGUCGGGUUCUACGACAUGGAAAACCAUUGAAUGCAUCAGCUAUAGUCCCUGGUAUUCGAGUUUGGGGUGUUUGGUUCGAUGUUUAUUUUGAUGAAAAUUUUGGUGCAAAUACAUUUUGGAGUAUUAUCUUGGAAGGUGUUGCUAAAAGCUCAAAUGAACCUGAACGAGCUUACAGAGGUUAUGUUGCUGUUGAUGAUAUAUCAAUAUCUCCAUUGGAAGAGACUGAAGGAGUUUGUCAUGGCCAUUGUACCUUCGAAGGUGGAAUGUGUGGUUGGACCAAUGAACCCGAAGCUGAUGAUUUUGAUUGGAAAUUGGGUCGAGGCUCGGACAAUUUUUUCACCGGACCAGCCAGAGAUUAUUACAGCUUCAGUAAAGAGUAUCCACUUGGAGGUUUCCUUUAUAUUAGUGCAGCUUAUCCACGUCGACCAGGAGAUAAAGCUGUACUAAUUAGUCCUUCAUUUCCAGCCACAGUUAGUGGACCGUUCUGCUUCAAAUUUGCUACUCAUAUGUAUGGUAAUGGAAUUGGUACAUUGCGAGUUAAAUAUCGUCCAGGUGAAAGUAAAGAUGAUAAAUCAGAUAAAAUUUUAUGGGAAAUGUCAGGUGAAUCUGGCAAUAAUUGGUAUCAAGCUCAACUUCCCAUUGCUUCAGCUGUGGCAUUUAAUAUAAUAUUUGAAGGAAUCAUUGGACCCAAUUAUUUAGGAAACAUUGCCAUUGACAGUAUAUCUAUUGAACAAGGAGUUUGUCCAAUUUCACCACAAACUGCAGCCAGAAAAUCUGGUGAUUGUACCUUUGAGGAAAACAUGUGUUAUUGGACAAAUCCGUUGCCCCAUAGUGGAGUCGAUGAUUUUGACUGGAUCAGACAGUUUAGCUUUGGUAAUUAUGGCCCUAAACAUGACCAUACCAAGAAAAAUGCCAAUGGUUACUUCCUAAGUCUUAAUGGUGAUGCCAUUCAACCCUUGAGAGGUGGAACCUCGGCAUGGAUAAUUAGCCCUGAAUUUGAAUCAAAU